This is a messenger RNA of Ixodes scapularis (black-legged tick), 1215 nucleotides long. RefSeq lists its product as uncharacterized. The coding region runs from base 1 to 1215 and encodes 404 amino acids. The record is from RefSeq and is a predicted model, not a curated record. Lineage: Eukaryota; Metazoa; Arthropoda; Arachnida; Ixodida; Ixodidae. The transcript is spliced from 4 exons.
AUGUACGCUGUCGAGGUUCUAGACGGCCGCUUCUGCUACAUUCACAAGCACAGGCACGUCGACAAGCUUUCGAUCCUCUGCGCGGAACGCGCUGCGAUGCUCCUUCGUCUGGGAUCCGGGACGGUGACCGGCGGCUUGCACCGCCUUCCGUCCCCCGAACUGCAGCAGCUGCUCGACGAGUUGGCCAGCAGGUCCCCUCUUCGCUCCCUGACGUGGCCAGACGUCGCCCCCUUAUGUCAGCUGGGACGGCUGAGGCACCUGAAGCUCGAGAGGAUCCUCGUGACUCACCCGGACAUGAGGGCCAUCCUGGCUGCAAUGGAUCCCGAGAUACUCACCCAGCUGACGAUUCGCUGCAAGUGCCAGGACCUGGGGCCCGGACCCGGUUGGGACGAACGCGUCCGAGGCGGCUGCCACGAGGAGCGCCAGCGGGACGUGGUCUCCCUCGUCGAACUGGUGGGGCAGUCCAGGGAUCUCCAGCGUCUUCAAACGGACUUUGAACUCGACGUGGAACGCCUGGCGACCUCGGGCCCCUACCCUUGUCUGAGGCGCCUCACCCUGACCCGACUCACGGUCUCGGGCAUGCCCAGGAGCGCCCUGACGGGCCGGGAGCUGCAGAUGCUCCUGCUCCAGAUGCCUGCGCUGCGAGAGCUGCGCUGCAACGUAGCCCACGCGCUCGCCGAAGUCGGCGUCGACGCGCAGUCCAUGCUGGGUCGCCUGGAGGUCGUCAAUGUGCUGCUCGACCAACCGGCGCAGGCCGCGGGAAUUUCGCCCGUGGAGUUGCUCGCCAGGUUUUGCCCAAACAUUCGCGAGGCCCUAGCAGACGCCUGUCCCGCCCUCAAGUCUCUCGUGGCCCGGUGCUUCUUCAACCGACGCAGAGCGGACAUCGAGUCUCCUAGGCCUAACAGCACGAUGCCCCUGCUUGAGGACCUGGACGUGGACACCCUCGUAGACGCCUCAGUGCUGCUGCCCAUGUGUACGCAGCUGACGCGACUCAGGCUGACGCUGUCCCAGCUGACGGCCACCGAUGCCCGUGAGCUGGCAGAUCUCUGCCUGACCCACUGUCCUCGAUUGCAACAGAUGACGCUGCAACUCCUGCACGCGGGGUGCUCCCACCGCGCCGCCGUCUACCUACUGCAGCACCUGACGCGCGUGCCGCAGCUGCGCAUCUUCAGUACGCCCAGUGAGGACAUGGUAAACGGCGACCUGCCUCAUUGA